This is a messenger RNA of Dendronephthya gigantea, 1902 nucleotides long. RefSeq names its product ATP-dependent RNA helicase HAS1-like. NCBI's taxonomy places the organism in Eukaryota, Metazoa, Cnidaria, Anthozoa, Malacalcyonacea, Nephtheidae. The coding region runs from base 43 to 1836 and encodes 597 amino acids. Gene Ontology annotation, cellular component: nucleolus. The record is from RefSeq and is a predicted model, not a curated record. Gene Ontology annotation, molecular function: nucleic acid binding; RNA helicase activity; ATP binding. Gene Ontology annotation, biological process: maturation of LSU-rRNA from tricistronic rRNA transcript (SSU-rRNA, 5.8S rRNA, LSU-rRNA). The transcript has 15 exons.
UAAUAAAGAUAAAAUGCACGUGUAUUUUUAAAAAGCAAAAUUAUGGAAGAUAAAGAGUUCAGAAAGAAGCGAAAAAAAACUUCCACUGGUGGCCCUUCAGGUAAAAAGGUAAGGAAAUUGAAGAAGAAAUUCUCAAACCCUGUAGAGGAAGAGAAAGUUGAAAGUGUUGAACAAAAUAUUAAACCCAAUGAAAUGAAUGAGUCUCGUGUCAUUGAGGGCAUAGACAAUACAGAAGAGAAUGAAUAUGAAGAACACACUUCCUUUAACCCAACAGACAAUACAGAAGAGAAUGAAUAUGAAGAACACACUUCCUUUAACCCAACAGCAUUGUCAACAAAUGAUGACACAUCCUUUGAGUCUUUGAGAGAAAGUGUGUCGGAAAAAACGCUAAGGGCUAUUUCAGAUAUGGGCUUUAUAAAUAUGACUGAAAUCCAACAUAAGAGUAUAGUGCCAUUGCUCAAUGGAAGAGAUUUACUGGGUGCAGCCAAAACUGGAAGCGGAAAGACUUUGGCAUUUUUAAUCCCAGCGAUUGAGCUACUUUACAAACUUCAGUUUAAGCCCAGGAACGGCACAGGGGUAAUCAUAAUUUCCCCAACACGAGAACUUUCCCUACAAACAUUUGGCGUGGUUACAGACUUGAUAAAACACCACAAUCACACGUAUGGCAUCAUUAUGGGUGGAGCCAAUAGAAAGAAUGAGGCUGAAAAGCUUCAGAAGGGCGUCAACCUGUUAGUUGCAACGCCAGGACGACUCUUAGACCAUUUACAGAACACGCAUGGGUUUAAAUUCAAGAAUUUGCAAUGUCUCAUAAUUGAUGAAGCUGAUCGAAUAUUGCAGAUUGGCUUCGAAGAAGAAAUGAAACAGAUUAUUCGAAUUUUACCAGGUCGUCGAAUGACGGUAUUAUUUUCUGCAACACAAACGAAAAAUGUUGAAGAUUUAGCGAGAAUAUCAUUAAAAAAAGCUCCAUUGUAUGUGGGCGUUGAUGACAAUAAAGAAACAGCAACAGUUGAAGGCUUAGAGCAGGGUUAUUUAGUUGUGCCGUCAGACAAACGUUUCUUGGUCUUAUUUACGUUUUUGAAGAAGAAUCGGGAUAAGAAAGUAAUGGUGUUUUUUUCAUCUUGUCAUUCUGUGAAAUAUCAUUCUGAACUUCUUAACUACAUUGAUCUGGAGGUGCUUGACAUACACGGCAAACAAAAGCAACAGAAGCGUACAACGACAUUUUUUCAAUUCAGCCAAGCAAAAUCUGGUAUCUUACUAUGUACUGACGUCGCAGCUCGUGGCCUUGAUAUCCCUGAGGUAGACUGGAUCGUGCAGUUUGACCCCCCUGAUGAUCCUAAGGAAUAUAUUCACAGAGUUGGGCGAACAGCGCGCGGUGCACACGGAAAAGGACAUGCUCUUUUAUUCUUACUUCCUGAGGAACUGGCUUUCCUUCGCUACUUAAAACACGCAAAGGUUCCUCUUAACGAGUAUGACGUGUCGUCGUCCAAGAUUGCCAACAUUCAAUCCCAGCUUGAGAAAUUGAUCGCAAAGAACUACUACCUACACAAGUCUGCGAAGGAGGGCUAUAGGUCGUAUCUUCAGGCGUACGCCUCGCAUCAACACAGAGAUAUAUUCAGCGUGAAUACGUUAGAUCUGCAGAAAGUUGCAAAGGCUUUCGGUUUUCAAGUUCCCCCUGCUGUAAAUUUAGCUGUCCACAGCAGUAAAGGAGAGCGACCUCGAAAGCGUGGAGGUGGUGGCGGAUUUGGUAUUGGUUACAGAAACUCUAAAACGAUGAAAAAAAUUAAGACUUUCAAACAUAAGAAGGUUAACAAAGAUACCAGACAGUUUAGUAGAUAGAAUGUUCAACGUGUCUGACUGCACGGUUUUAUCGUGAGCAAGAUGCAUUGGGUGGUCACUUUUUUA